This is a messenger RNA of Zalophus californianus (California sea lion), 6409 nucleotides long. RefSeq names its product arylsulfatase B (gene ARSB). The transcript has 9 exons. The record is from RefSeq and is a predicted model, not a curated record. Lineage: Eukaryota; Metazoa; Chordata; Mammalia; Carnivora; Otariidae. Bases 490 to 2232 code for a protein of 580 amino acids.
UAAAACAUCACGGCUCAGGAUGUGAGUUUGGGUUAGGCUCAACCAACUACAGGCUUCUUUAUUGAAAAAAAGGAGGGUACAUUAUAAUUCCUAACUGCCAAGUUUGUUGCGAAAUUUAAAGAAAAUGCUUUGCAAACUGCGAAGAGUUACUAAAAAGAUCAAAUCUGCUCCUCUUUGAGGAUGCUAGGUCGCAAAAUUCAUCUAUGGAAAGAGAAGAAAUCUUGGCUCCCAUAAAGCAUCAACGGAGUUUCCCCGGAGCUGGGCCAGCGGGAGAAUCUGGUGCUUCUCCGCUGGCUCCUCCCCCGUCACACCGGCCCGGGCCCGGGUCAGAGGCGGCGGGGGCUCCCGCGCCAGGCCUCCACCGCCCACCGCCCGCUGGGGUGAAAUACCGUGCGGGGGCGGGGCAGGCCCGGCCGCCCAGUUCCUGAUUCUACAAGCGGUGCCGGGGGCUGCCGGCGCCACAGGCGCUGGCACCGUGGGCGGCGAAGGAUGGGCCGGCGCGGCGCGGCGAGCCUGUCCCGAGGCCCCAGCCUGCGGCGGCCGCUCCUCCCCGGCGUCCUCCCCUUGCUGCUGCGCCUGCUACUGCUGGCGGCCCCGCCGGGCGCGGGCGCAGGGGCCGGCCGGCCGCCGCACCUCGUUUUCGUGCUGGCGGACGACCUGGGCUGGAACGACGUGGGCUUCCACGGCUCGAACAUCCGCACGCCGCACCUGGACGCGCUGGUGGCCGGCGGGGUGCUCCUGGACAACUACUACACGCAGCCGCUGUGCACGCCUUCGCGGAGCCAGCUGCUCACCGGCCGCUACCAGAUCCACACAGGCUUACAACACCAAAUAAUCUGGCCCUGUCAGCCCAGCUGUGUCCCUCUGGAUGAAAAACUGCUGCCCCAGCUUCUAAAAGAAGCAGGCUACACUACCCAUAUGGUCGGAAAAUGGCACCUGGGAAUGUACCGGAAAGAAUGCCUUCCAACCCGCCGAGGAUUUGAUACUUACUUUGGAUAUCUCCUAGGUAGUGAAGAUUACUAUUCCCAUGAGCGCUGUACAUUAAUUGAUGCUCUAAAUGUCACACGAUGUGCUCUUGAUUUUCGAGAUGGUGAAGAAGUUGCAACAGGAUAUAAAAAUAUAUAUUCAACAAACAUAUUUACCGAAAGAGCUACAGCCCUCAUAACUAACCAUCCACCAGAGAAGCCUCUGUUUCUCUACCUUGCUCUUCAGUCUGUCCACGAGCCCCUUCAGGUCCCUGAGGAAUACCUGAAACCAUACAACUUCAUCCAAGAUAAGAAUAGGCAUUAUUAUGCAGGAAUGGUGUCUCUUAUGGAUGAAGCAGUGGGAAAUGUCACGGCAGCCUUAAAAAGCCACGGGCUCUGGAACAACACGGUGUUCAUCUUCUCCACAGAUAAUGGAGGACAGACUUUGGCAGGGGGCAAUAACUGGCCCCUUCGAGGAAGAAAAUGGAGCCUGUGGGAAGGAGGCAUUCGAGGGGUGGGCUUUGUGGCAAGCCCCUUGCUGAAACAGAAGGGUGUGAAGAACCGGGAGCUCAUCCACAUUUCUGACUGGCUGCCGACACUUGUGAAGCUGGCCAGGGGCAGCACAAAUGGCACCAAGCCUCUGGACGGCUUCGAUGUGUGGAAAACCAUCAGUGAAGGAAGCCCGUCCCUCAGAACAGAGCUGCUGCAUAAUAUCGACCCAAACUUUGUGGAUAUUUCACCAUAUGUGCCACAUGCCUUCCUGCCUCCGUGCUCUUCGUCAUGCUGCUCCUCUUGCCUCGGCUGCCCUUCCUUGCCUUCCUCUGCCUGCAGAAAUCUGGCGAAUCACUUGAGAUCCAGUUCAAACACAACCUUCCUUGGUCCUGGGAAGAGCCUGGCUCCAGCAAAGGAUGAUUCUUCUCAUCCGGAACAUUUCGCCUUCAACACAUCUCUCCAUGCUGCAAUUAGACACAGGAAUUGGAAACUUCUCACUGGCUACCCAGGCUGUGGUUGCUGGUUUCCUCCACCGUCUCAAAACAAUGUUUCUGUGAUACCCUCAUCGGACCCACCGACCAAGACCCUCUGGCUCUUUGAUAUUGACCAGGACCCAGAAGAAAGACAUGACCUGUCAAGAGACCAUCCCCAUAUUGUCAGGCAGCUCCUUUCCCGCCUGCAGUUCUACCACAAACACUCGGUGCCUGUGCACUUCCCGGCGCAGGACCCGCGCUGUGACCCCAAGGGCACUGGGGCCUGGGGCCCAUGGAUGUAGGACUUCUGCAGCCCUGGGGAGCCAGACCACCUUUCUGGUACAAGUUGGACUGCAGGCCUUUACUCCUGUACCUCUUGUCUCAUUUGCUCUCCCAGCCUGGGUUCCCCUGGCCCUUCUCUUGUUCCUCAACCACGCUGAGGUGUCUCGUUGCAACCCCCAGUGCAUUUAAGAAGCUGAUAAAACCUGGAACACUCCUGUUGUUGGCCAGGGUGUGUGUCUAGGGGAGAGGGUGGCUGAGUUCAAUCUCUUGUUCCUGAGCCAUGGGACAGCUAGGGACUUGACUUGGAAUAGGAGGUUCUCACUGAGUCCUGGAGGCUGUACAGCUGGCUCUUUUUGCCUCGCAAGUCAGAUGUUAGAUCUCCCUCUGCCAAUAGCUGGGUUUUAUUGGAGUGCCUCAUGUUUCUUGUAACAAAUGUAGGGAGCAGACAGCUUUUAAUGGUUCUGUUGGCCAGGGGAUCUCCCUGUCUGUGAGCUAUCAUGUUCAGGCAUUCCAUGUGAAUAACCCCCCUUGGUUCACCCCUCACUUACUCACCCUGUCACUCAUCUCAUCGUGGAGCGUAAGGCCCAUUUCAUAGUUACGGUCAGCAUGGCAAUAUGCCUGCUUCUUGGUUUUGGUUAUUACAAUAAAGAAAUGUGUUUUUAUCCCCAGUUUUUUUUUUUUUUCCAGCCACUGCUCAUUUUGCCUAGACUUCCUGCUACCCCCUCUCCCCUGUGGUUCUUUUCCUAACCUCCUUUUGACUCAGGCAUCCUGUGCCUGGGAAGGCUGCUUCGCCUCUCCACUCUGAGCACCACUGGUUUUUGGAAGACUGCUGUGCCCUAUCUUCCUUCUGCCGCUAACACUGAAGCUAAGAGCCCUGCCCAGAGAAGGUGGUCGAGUCUGGCUCUGCAGGCAUGCUCAUGGUGGACAAGAAGUGGCCGAGUGUCAUUAACAAGUCUGUGUCAUCUGUUUGGUGAAGACUUUUCUAAGUUGCAGAGUUUAUUUUCAUGAUCAUGGCUUUGUCUCAUAAUGUAUUAUGAGUUGCAUGCUAUUCCCUAGCAAUUAGGAGAAACCCCAGGAAACAAUAAUUUUGUCUUGGGAUGAUGGAAGUGGGCAGUUUGAAAGGAAAUGGCCAGCAUCUGAGAUAUUGGGCCUCAGUAAAGCAAAGGAGAGCACACCCACGUUUCCCUUACUUUCACUUCUACUGCUUGUGUUGAGGUUCUGGGGUGGGGGAAAGAGGAUGCACAGUUUGACCUGCCAGCCCUUUCGCAGUCCCACUGAUGUCCUACUAAUGUGGAUCUGUCCAGAUUAGCUCUCAAGAAUGUCACACUCAGACUCAGUUUUGCUGUUUGCAGAAACUAUACUCUUUUUCCCAUGAGCUCCACUGUUUUGUUCACUGCUCGUCACCAAUGCCUGGAUCAGUGCCUGUUACAAAGAAGGUAGUCAGUACUUUUUUUUUUUUUUAAAUGAAUGAAUGGACAAUUGAACAAAAGAGAAAGUCGCACACCAUGCAAGUGCAGUGAGCUAAACACAUCCUCCAACUGUUGCGUUUCUGUUCUCAAGCUGCCCUCCUGGGGUAGGAACAGAAUUUGCAUAUCUGGAUGGUCACAGACACUCCGUAGUGAAGCCAUAAUGUCCUCUCCAGGAGAGAAAAGGGGAAACACGCCUGCCAAAGAUACUCUUUUGGCAAUAAUCCUCCACUCUCUUCUUUGUAGGACACUAGAAACUAAAACCAGCCAACAAUGUGCUAUGGGUCCUGGUGUAGCCAUCCUUCAAUUCAGUAACAAUAUUUUCUGGUCACCUCUAAUAUGUAUUGUAUUAAAAUAAGAUGAUUGGAAGGAAAUGGUGCUAGAACUAAAGACACCUAUUAUCAACCUCUACCCCGCUCCUGGGUUGGCAAACGGUCAAAAUGCCAUCACCUACCACCCCCACACCUGUGGCAGAUACUAUGAACUAACUGAGCCCAGAUGUUCCUCUGGAUCCUUCUAACCACAGUGUCUAUUAAUACCAGAAGACUAGAGGCCAUCACUACAUGACACCUGUUUACCCUCCCUGCUGUGCUCCCAGGGCCGCCCCAGUUCUAGUCUGUUGGUGGCCAAGUACAACAUGGAUGUUCUGCACUCGGUGGAUUUAAAGGGAGUUGUAAAAACUACUUGUCGUAAAACUUUUAUUUGAUAUUUUAUUUUAUCCAUAAUAGAAUGUAUCUCAUUAGGUUUCUUUAUUCUGUUAUAAGGAUGUGAACAGAUUCAUAUUAAUGUUGUUUCUCUCCAAAUUCACUCACCUUUAAAGAAUAGUUUUAUUGAUUUAAUGGUCUUUCUUUGUUACUACAUGAUUGUUCCAGAUCUGGGGAACAGAAAGUUACUUUAUCCUUUAAAAUGUGUCAAUGGGGAGUUUCCAUUUGAGUGGUGAAAAAGUUCUGAAACUGGACAGUGGUGGUGUUGGCACAACAUGCCUCUGAAUUGUAUACUUUAAAAUGGUUAAGAUGAUAACUUUUAUGUGGUUUUGCCACAAUUUUUUAACGUGUUGGCCCAUUUUAUGGUAUGUAAAUUACAUCUCAAUAAAACUGUUAAAUAAAUAAACGUAGCAAAAAUAUCAGAACUGAAAAAAACACGCCAGUCAUUUGCCCCAAGAGUGCAAACUAUAAAAUAAGUUAUUGAAGGGAGGUCAGGAGAGGGUAGGAGUGAAUAUAAAGUGAGAAUAAGAGAGUGUGUUUGUUCUCUGUUGCUGUAUAACAAAUUACUGCCCAAUUUAGCAGCAUAAAACAAUAAACAUUUAUUACUUCCCACACUAUAGGGGGGUCAGGGCUCUAGGAGUGGUUUAGCUGGGUGGUCCUGGCUCAGGGCCUCUCAUGAGAUUAUAGUCAAGCAGCUGGCCUGGGCUGCAGUCAUCUGAAGGCUUGUCCGGGGCCAAUGGAUCCCCUUCUAAGAUGACUCAGUCACAAGGCUCUUGGUUGGAGGCCUGUGUUCCUCGCCCUGUGGGCUUCCCCACAGGCUGCUUGAAUAGCCUCACACAUGGCAGGCAACCUCCAGCGGAGCAAGUCGUCUGGAGAGACACAGAGCAAGAGGAGGUUACCGUGUGCCUUAAUAACUCCACCUCCAAAGUGCUACCGUGUCACUUCUACCUUUUUGUGCUUCCUUAAAAAUGAGUCACAAAGUCCAACCUUUACACAAGUGAGGAGAAUUUAGGUCCUGCCUUUUGAAGGAAGUGUCAGAUAUGUGGACAUAUUUGAUACCACCAUGGACAACAGAGGAGAAUGGGCGAAUGGAGCCCCCUGGGGAAUAGAUUGUCUGAUCAAGGCCACAUGCAUUGAUCAAAUUCUGGUAGUUGAAGACAGAUGGGAGAAAAAGCAUCCAACUUUGCUAUUUAGUGGUUAGAAGGACCAUGGACUAAUCAUUUAACCCUCUCUACGCCUCAGGGUUUUUUACUGGUAGGGUGAUGGGUGGGCUGAACUGAGUAGAUACGUUUUGCCCAGAACAAUGCCUGACACAUAGUAUAUGUUAAAUAGAUGGUGUUUGACUGACUCUCAGAGGACUGAAUUCCAGUGUAAGAAUGUGAAAUAAAACUGUGCUGGGGCACCUGGGUAGCUCAGUCAGUUAAGCACCCAACUCUUGAAUGUGGCUCAGGUCAUGAUCUCAGAGUUGUCAGAUCAAGCCCUAUGUCGGGCUCUGCACUCAGCAAGAAGUCUGCUUGAGAUUCUUUCUCUCUCCCGCUGCCCCUCCCCCGCCAACUCUCUCAAAUAAAUCUUAAAAAAAAAAAACUGCUAAAAAUAGGCCUGAGACUGUGCUCCAUCUUGAAAACCAUUCGUUUCCUGAAAAUAUUUAAAAAACUAAUAUUUUGAAUGCUUACUAUAUUCCAAGUAUUGUACAAGGUGCUUUAAAAGAAUUAUCUUGUUGCCCAAGAAAAAUAAAGGCAAUUUUCUUCUUAAGAAAAAAAUAAAAGAAUUAUCUCAUUUAAUAUAAUUUUAAACUAACCAGAGGUAAUGUUUAUAAAAUCUGUUCAAUCUUAAUUAUAAAAGACAUACUUGGUUUUCACCCCCCUUACAUUUUAAAAAUAUCCAAUCUUUAUCCAAACAUAUAAUUACUUAAAUCAAGAAGAUAAGAAGAGGGGCGCCUGGGUGGCUCCGUUGUUAAGCAUCUGCCUUCGGCUCAGGUCAUGAUCCUAGGGUGUCGGAUCAAGCCCCGUGUCGGGCUCCUGGCUCAG